CUUUCGCACGCUUUCUAUCCUCGCCCGCCUUCCAUCUCUACCUCUACACACACACAUACACGCAAUAUCAAAGCACAAAGGACAACAGGAUGGCGACUAUUCAACACCCCACAAAGUCCACAGAGAUCCCCGUACUCAUCAGCGGUGCGGGGCCUGUGGGGACCAUGGCAGCGAUCAUGCUCACACGCCUCGGCAUCCCCUGCAGGCUGAUCGAACGCGAACGAACUGUCUCGACAAUGUCCAAGGCCCUUUCAAUGCACGCCCGCACACUCGAGAUCCUGGAACAAACAGGUCUCAUCGACCGGUUUCUGAUUGAGGGUCACCCGAUCUCUCACUUCAACAUCUACUUCAACGGCGUCCUCUCGGUCUUCCCGGGUCUGGUUAACAGUAUUUCCCAUUACAAUUAUGCGCUCUUCCUGGAGCAGAUCAAGACCACGAGUAUCCUGCAUGAGGAGCUUGAGAGCCGGGGCGUUAAGAUCGAUCGCGGCUGGGAGCUCAUGGAUACUAAGGUCGUGAAAGAGGGUGAGAAAUCGUGGGUCGAGACGACGAUUCGAAGGGCAUUGGAUGGAGACAAUAUCAGGGCGACGGAGAGCAAGGUCCUGGGAGUGGUCGAACUGGACGCUGAGCAGGCUGGCAAGGAGUACGAGAGUGAGGUGAUCCGAUCCGAGUAUUUGAUCGCCGCAGAUGGCGGCAAAUCGGUGGUCCGUCAUAAAGUCCACAUUCGCUUCCCGGGCAGAACACUGGAGAACAAUGUCAUUCUGUUCGAUGGCAACGUGGAGACAGAUCUAGACUUGAGUAAUAUCACGGUGAUCAAUGGACGGAACAACCAGACUAUGAACGUGUUUCCGUUGAGCGACGGACAAGUUCGAGUUAUGGUUGACGGCAGCGAUCUGGACCCGACACAGGAACUCACGGAGGAGGCAUUCCAGAAGAUCGCACAGGCAGCGGCCACGCCCGCAAAAUUCUUGGUCAAGAGCACGUCCUGGCUGACAUUCUACAAAGUGAACGAGCGUCAGGCUGCCUCGUUCUCGUACAAGAACAGAGUCUUUUUGGCGGGCGAUGCAGCCCAUGUGCAUUCACCUGCUGGCGGACAGGGCAUGAAUUUGGGAUUGCAAGAUGCCUACAACCUGACCUGGAAAAUGGCAUUGGUCCUCAACCGCCUUGCUGACCCCAAACUGUUGGAGACAUAUGAGAAUGAGAGGGCACCCGUGGCGAGCAAUGUUAUCAAGAUGUCCGCGGCCAUGUUCGCGACAGGGUUCUCGCGGCAAUUGAUGAGAAGAAUUGUUCGAAAGGCCAUUACCUCAUUCGCCUCGGUCCUCAUCCGCUUUGUCAGAGUUCCCUCUGGCACGGUCUCCAUGCUGACGAUCAGGUACUACGAAAACAUGAUCAACCAGCAUCAUAAAACCCAGGCUGUGCCAGCAGAGGAGUUCCAGGUCGGUCAACGCGCUCACGAUGGCCCUCUGGUCAGAGUCCUGGCUGGUGGUCAACAGAGCGGCGAGACGAUCCGUCUGCACCAGCUCAUUACUGGACCAGGCACCUUCCACAUCCUUGUUUUCACUUCAGACAUGCUCAGUGUUACCACCUCUAUCUCCAAAAAGACUGGCAGCCAUCACAUCGCCCUUACGAACGAGACACAGUUGAAGAAGGAUAUCGAGCACCGUCUUCAAGAAUGGCGCGCCAAGUGGGCCUUUGGGACCCAUCGCUUCCAACAAGAGCAAGCACAACUAAAAGAGAAGAGACCUCUGUUCAGUGUCCAUGUCAUCGGCGCCUUGUCCGAGACCCUUUCCGGACCACAAUUUGUCGAUCCAUCCAAGAUCAAAGCGGACUCGUUGUCUUCAAAGGAGGAGGGUGAGGGCAGACUGUAUUUUGACGACUCGAGGACCUUGCAUGAGAGGUAUGGCGUUCCUGUGAAGGCGGGACCCGGAGCCAUUGUGGUCAUCCGCCCUGAUUCGCACGUGGGCUAUAGAGUGCAAGGCGCUGGUGAGCAGGCAUGGCAGGAUGUAGAUGAGUACCUGCACUCGAUCUUCAAUACGCGUCCUUGAAUCAACUCAAUAAACAUGGAC
Molecule: messenger RNA, 2063 nt
Organism: Gamsiella multidivaricata
Lineage: Eukaryota; Fungi; Mortierellomycota; Mortierellomycetes; Mortierellales; Mortierellaceae
Product: FAD binding domain-containing protein
Exons: 4
Coding region: 90-2042 (650 amino acids)
Molecular function (GO): FAD binding
Source: RefSeq, a predicted model, not a curated record